Drosophila sechellia is the source of this 1813-nucleotide messenger RNA. RefSeq names its product putative serine protease K12H4.7. The record is from RefSeq and is a predicted model, not a curated record. The transcript has 4 exons. Gene Ontology annotation, biological process: proteolysis. Bases 171 to 1697 code for a protein of 508 amino acids. NCBI's taxonomy places the organism in Eukaryota, Metazoa, Arthropoda, Insecta, Diptera, Drosophilidae. Gene Ontology annotation, molecular function: dipeptidyl-peptidase activity; serine-type exopeptidase activity.
AGAACUGAAUAAUCAGGAGAGUGCGACACACAUAACGGUGCCUAUAUAAAUAGAACACACCACUCUCCUUCAGUCGCUAUUUACAGUUAGGCACUGUGCGAGGUUCCAACUAAUUAAAUACUUCAAUUACUGCGAUUUCUACUUGACCCGAACAAACAAAGGAGGCAAAUAUGCUUUUCAUUGGGGGCGUUUUGAGGCCCUUGGGAGUGGGUCUUCUGCUCCUAGGACUGCUUGCGCCCAUUUCUGGAAUGGGAUUUCGACGCGGAAGGCUGACCAAGGGAUUCCUCGGGGAGCCCAGCAAGAUCCCAACCCUGCAAAGGAACCUGCACUCGGAGGAUUUGUGGUUCGAGCAGCGAUUGGAUCACUUCAAGUCGAGCGAUAAGCGCACCUGGCAGCAGCGAUACUUUGUGAAUGCCGACUUCUAUCGGAAUGACAGCUCCGCACCCGUAUUCCUGAUGAUCGGCGGCGAGGGCGAGGCGUCGGCCAAGUGGAUGCGCGAAGGCGCCUGGGUGCACUAUGCCGAGCACUUUGGAGCGCUGUGUCUGCAGCUGGAGCACCGUUUCUAUGGCAAGAGCCAUCCCACAGCUGAUCUGUCCACCGAAAAUCUGCACUAUCUCAGCUCGGAGCAGGCUCUAGAGGAUUUGGCCAGCUUUGUGACCGCCAUGAAGGUUAAGUUCAAUCUGGGCGAUGGCCAGAAAUGGAUCGCUUUUGGUGGCUCCUAUCCGGGAUCGCUGGCUGCCUGGGCACGCGAAAAAUAUCCCCAGCUCAUCUACGGUUCAAUCAGCUCCAGUGGUCCUCUGCUGGCUGAGGUUGACUUCAAGGAGUAUUUCGAGGUGGUCAAAGCCUCUCUAGCUUCCUACAAGCCCGAAUGCUUGGAUGCCGUGACCCGCAGCUUUGCGCAAGUGGAGAUUCUACUCAAGCACAUGAUUGGCCAACGCAGCCUGGACGAGAAGUUCAAAACCUGCACUCCCAUUAAGGACUCCAUUGAAAAUGACCUGGACAUGGCCAACUUCUUUGAGAAUCUGGCCGGCAACUUUGCUGGAGUGGUGCAAUACAACAAGGACAACAGUCCUCAUGCCAAAAUCACCAUUGACGAUAUCUGCGAUGUCAUGCUCAACACCACGGCGGGUCCACCUGUAACCCGUUUGGGCCUCGUCAACGACAUGCUAUUGAAGGAAUCGAACACCACCUGUCUGGACUACAAGUACGACAAGAUGGUGGCGGACAUGAAGAACGUUUCCUGGGACUCGGAGACGGCCAAGGGAAUGCGCCAGUGGACAUAUCAGACCUGCCACGAAUUCGGCUUCUAUCAGACCUCGGAUAAGCCGGCUGACACAUUUGGUGAUCGCUUCGGGGUCGACUUCUUCAUACGCCAGUGCAUGGAUGUGUUCUCCAAGAAUAUGAACGCCAAGUUCCUAAAGCUGGUGGUGUCCGCCACCAAUGAUAACUAUGGCGCCCUUAAGCCAAGGACCACAAAUGUGCUGUACGUGCACGGUUCCAUCGAUCCCUGGCAUGCUUUGGGCUUGGUCAAGUCCACUAGCCCAGCACUUCCUACCAUAUACAUAGAAGGAACUGCUCACUGCGCCAAUAUGUAUGAGCCGGUGAAAACCGAUCCGCCCCAACUGGUGGCCGCUCGCAACAAGAUACUCAAAUUCUUGGCCAAGCUACUGGAUGGCUACACCUCGGCUUUAAUCUGAUGGAAAAGUGGCCAAGUCAAGUGUAAUUUUGGACUCGUCAUCGAGUUGUUUAAUUUUUUUGCUUUCGCAUGAGUUGUAUAAUAUAUAUUUUUCGGCUCCGCUGGGAGUUAAUCCUU